This is a messenger RNA of Ambispora gerdemannii, 2826 nucleotides long. NCBI's taxonomy places the organism in Eukaryota, Fungi, Glomeromycota, Glomeromycetes, Archaeosporales, Ambisporaceae. The record is from the annotation of a GenBank genome assembly.
AUGAGUGCUCAAAUUUCUAUGCAAUCUCCCACAACUGCUACUUCAACAACUACUAGCGUCUCUGCCUUCUGUCCACAAUCUUCGUCCAUGAAUCAAGGUUGCAAGCGGAGAAAAUGGUCGCAAUGGAUUGCUACAACAACAAAUAGUGAGGAUGGCAACGAUGAGCUUCAGCGUCAAAACCCGCUUAAGAGACUAAAGACACAAAAUAUGGAAAAUUCGAGUUCUUCGUCUUUUUCAUCGUCGCAUUCAUCGACUUACCAACAAUCUCCUCGUAUCAAUUUAUCGUUUUUUUCAUGUAACGAUGAUAAUACUCGCCACCUGCCGAAUCAAAAGGCUUCACAAUGCAAUUUCAACAACAUAAAUAUUAACAAGAAAACUUCGACACCACCGAUUCAAGCAUCAACUUCUACCACGACAACACGUUUCAUUGAUCUCCGAGAUAAAUCAGAUGACGAUCAGAUUGAAAUAUCGCGAAUAAUUGAUUUGUCGACCGGUGAAGCACUCGAGGUUGUCCCUUCACUUGAAAAACAACGUAUGCGUCACCAGAAGAAAAAACGUGGGAUUGAUCAAGUAAACGACCAAGAGAAAAACGACGAAUCAUAUUCAUCAAUUGGAUGGAGAUUUAAUAAUAAUUGUGAAUUGUUGGUGGAUGGAGGUAAUUCCAGCAAUAAAUCUCCCAAUAAGAAAAUGCGGAUCUCUCUCCAACCCACCACUAAUUUCAUUGAAGAAAUCGAAGAUGAAAACGACGACGAGCAAAAUGAUGAUAAGGUCAAAAAAGAAGAAAAAGAAAUUAAUGCAAGCAUGUUUCCAACAUCGAAAUUAAAAGCAUCCAAUAAUAAAGUUGCUAUUGCUGAUGAUGGUAUUGGUAGUAUUACUCCCCCCGGAAAUAAUAAUAAUUCAUCGUCAGUUUCCUCAAACUCAUUAUCAAUUCUCCUCAAAAGAUUUCAAAAAGCAAAUAAACUGGAAUUUACUGUUCCCUAUAAAAAAGCGUUUGCCGAUUACAUGCGGUCUCAAUUCGGGUACAUGAAGGGUGGUGGUGAUGAUAAUAAUAAUAACGCUGAUCAUACUGGCGAGAGAAAGCAAAUUAAUUUCUCGGCUGAAUUGUUAGAGUUUAAAGAACUUAUUCGUGGGAUCGAGAAAGAACAACAAUUGCAUUCGCUACAGCGAGAUGAUGAUGGUGAUGUAAGAGCCGACGUAUCUGUAUUCAAAGCACUCAACGGCAAAACACCCGACGCUCAUAAAUACCAAAACGCAGCACGCUGGUACCACCACAUCAACUCCUACUCUCAUGAGUUCGCCUCUCUACCUGGCGACGCGAGCAAAGACGCCUCACACUACGGUCCAGCAGUCGUCCAAGCACUUGCCGAAACUGUAAAAGGCGGUGCUGAUGAUGACGACAUUGAUCUCUUUGGAUCAGACGACGAAGAAGAUGCCGAGGCCGAACGUUUGAAGGAACAACGUUUGGCCGAGUAUCGUGCCAAGAAAGCCGCUAAACCUGCUGUCAUUGCAAAGAGUAUGGUGCUUUUGGAUGUGAAACCGUGGGAUGAUACUACUAAUAUGGAGGAAUUAGAGAAAUCUGUAAGAUCGAUUUCACUUGAUGGGCUGACUUGGGGGCAGAGUAAAUUUGUGCCGGUUGGAUACGGAAUAAGGAAGUUGCAGAUUGGGUGUGUCGUGGAGGAUAAUAAAGUUGGUGUUGAUGAUUUGGAAGAGCAAAUCACUGGGUUCGAGGAUUAUGUUCAAAGUGUUGAUGUUGCCUCGUUUAAUAAAUUAUCCUCCUCUUCUACUAAAUGUUCGCUUAGCACUACAACCACUAAAAAAUACUACCAAAACAACAGCAACGUAAUAAACAACAAAUACAACCUACUCAUUAACAAAGCAUACAACUACAUUCUAAUCGGCUGCAAUAGGGACAUCAGCACCAAAGAUAUUCCGAUUAGAAAGACGAGUAUUAGUAGUUUGAUAAUGUCCAAGAAUAGUUUUAAGGUUGCGUGUGUUCAAUUGUUGGUUACCAAAGAUAAGCUGAAAAACUUGAAGAAUGCAAAGAGUAAAAUUUUAGAGGCUGCGAGAGAAGGUGCUAAAGUUGUUGUGCUGCCGGAAUGCUUCAAUUCACCAUACGGAACCCAGUAUUUUAAGGAAUACGCGGAAAGUAUUCCUGCUGGGCCUAGUAUCAGUGCGUUAUCCGAAGCAGCAAAGGAAGCGAAUGUGUAUUUGAUAGGAGGCUCCAUUCCUGAGCACGAUGAAGAAACCAGGAAAUUGUAUAACACGUGUACAGUGUUUGACCCAAAGGGAACAAUCAUCGCCAAACAUCGUAAAGUACACUUAUUUGAUGUUGACAUUCCGGGAAGAAUUCGGUUUCAAGAAAGUGAGAUAUUGAGUUCUGGUGGGUCACUGACGCAAUUUGAUACUGAAUAUGGAAAAAUCGGUAUUGGGAUCUGUUACGAUAUGCGAUUUCCCGAAAUGGCCAUGAUUGCUUCUAGAAAAGGGUGUAUCAUGAUGAUUUAUCCUGGUGCUUUUAAUUUAACAACUGGACCCUUACAUUGGGAACUUUUACAACGAGCCAGGGCGGUUGAUAACCAGAUUUUCGUAGCAACUUGUUCACCAGCACGCGAUUAUACCGCGACGUAUCAUGCGUAUGGACACUCUACUAUUGUAGACCCAAAUGGCGAGAUACUAGCGACAACCGAAGAUCACGAAAAUAUAGUAUACGCCAACAUAGAUUUAGAUAAAAUAAAAACCAUUCGACAAAGUAUUCCAGUUACCAUGCAACGACGGUUUGAUUUGUAUCCAAAUGUUGCUGCUGUUAAUAAUGGUGCUAAUGUUAAUUGA